Molecule: messenger RNA, 1139 nt
Organism: Rubroshorea leprosula
Lineage: Eukaryota; Viridiplantae; Streptophyta; Magnoliopsida; Malvales; Dipterocarpaceae
Source: the annotation of a GenBank genome assembly
CUGUUCUCCGAUUCUUUCUCGGGAAGUCCAAACCCACCCACUACCCUCACCACUCUCGUCAUCUCUAACCAGCAGAAGCCUCACCUCCAGAUUAUCAAUGGCGGCUCCAUUUUUAACACUGUCAAAUGUGGGUACGCUUCCGCGUCCAACAAGCCUAUCCAAGAACAGUAUUCCAAUCCCUACGUGUAAUGCUGUGAGGGUUUCAGGAAAAUUUCCCAUUUCGAAGAUUUCAUGGUCUUCAAGCUCCUUCUCUCGCUGUCUGCGUCUCGCUCCUCUCACUUCUUCUUCCAGAAAUUCCCGUCUUCUUUGCGUCCGAGCAAGUGCAGAGGUUGCAGAUUUACAGUCGAAAGUAACCAAUAAAGUGUUUCUGGAUAUCGGCAUUGGGAAUCCAGUGGGUAAGCUUGUUGGGAGGAUUGUGAUAGGAUUGUAUGGUGAUGAUGUACCACAGACGGCUGAGAACUUCCGUGCACUAUGUACAGGGGAAAAGGGCUUUGGAUAUAAAGGUUCCACGUUCCAUCGUGUCAUCAAAGAUUUCAUGAUUCAAGGAGGGGAUUUUGAUAAAGGAAACGGGACUGGAGGCAAAAGUAUAUAUGGCCGUACAUUCAAAGAUGAAAAUUUUAAAUUAUCCCAUAUUGGACCAGGAGUGAUUAGUAUGGCAAAUGCUGGCCCCAACACCAAUGGGAGUCAGUUUUUCAUCUGCACUGUGAAGACACCAUGGCUGGAUGGAAGGCAUGUUGUGUUUGGGCAAGUUUUGGAAGGCAUGGACAUAGUCAAGCUCAUUGAAUCCCAAGAGACAGAUAGAGGUGACCGUCCUAGGAAGAAGGUAACCAUCAUUGACUCUGGUGAGCUUCCAGUGUCUGAAGCUUGAUUCUAUUUGCUUCAUUUUAAACUCCAGAACAGUUUUCUCAGUUUAACAAGAUCCGACGAGUUCAGUUCUUCAGAUCACUUUGUAAUAAGUUGGGGACAUUACAGCUAACUGAUGAAAGCAUUGAAAUGUAUUUCAAAAUCUCAUCGUGGAUUAGACCAUUGGAUUGCAAUCCCUGAAAUUUGAGAGUGAAGAGAAAUAAACAACCCGGGUCAAGUUGUGGGGUUUUUUUUUUUUUUUUUCCUUUUUUGGUAGUUACUGUCUUGGUGUCCUU